AUGUCAGCCCACUUUGUCAAACUGACCAAGCUUCCUGGAGGGUCCUACAACUCCAUAGCCGACGCGCCGUCUGAGCCGGCUCGGGGAGAGCAUACAUACGGAAAUGAUCAGUGCGGACAUACAAGGAAGGUGACAAACCCGGUGGUCUGUGGAUACCAGUGGUCAUUGAAUGCCGAUGUAUGA
This is a messenger RNA of Penicillium malachiteum, 183 nucleotides long. RefSeq lists its product as uncharacterized. The transcript has a single exon. Bases 1 to 183 code for a protein of 60 amino acids. The record is from RefSeq and is a predicted model, not a curated record. NCBI's taxonomy places the organism in Eukaryota, Fungi, Ascomycota, Eurotiomycetes, Eurotiales, Aspergillaceae.